CUUCUUUGCAGUAGUAUGCAGGCAAAGUCGAGCGAACUCGACGGUCGGUCGACAAGACCAGCUCACUUCCCAACUGCAGCCCUUCGACGCACACAGCCAUGGUCGCCCCAGCAUUUUCAAUGACCGCUGCAGUCGUGUCGGCCGCCCUCUUCAUGCCAUCGGUCCAAGGCCACGGGUGGCUGAUCAAUCCCAAAGUCACAUUCCUCGACCCGUACGGCGACCCGUCCAAGUUUUGCGGCGUAGUCAACGGCAACAAGCUGUACCCGAGCGACAACUUUAACUUGAGCCCCCUAGACAACACAAAGGCGUUCCUGGCGCGGUUUAAGGUCGACUACACGAGCCUAAAGCAGUUCUUUGACAAGAACGACAACUGCGGCGAAUGUGGCAUCACAAAGUUUGGUGAUGCGCAAAAGUUGCCGGCGAAUGGAGUCGUGCAGUGGCGCAAUGGCGGUGAAGGGUUUGUCUCGUCCCAUGAAGGCCCGUGCGAACUCUGGUGCGACAACACGCUCGUGUUUCAGAACGACAACUGCGCACGCAACCUUCCAUCGGGCGACAUGCAGAUUGACGUGGCCAAGUGUGCAGGAUCCAAGAAGUUUAUUGCCCUCUGGAUUGCGCUGCACUCGGUCGAUUGGCAGGUGUACAAGAACUGCGUCGCAUUGCAAGACGGCGUCGGUCCCAGUCCCCCGUCGCCCACUGCCACUGCUGUGACGCCCACGCCGCCCAGCUCCAACACAACCACUCCCGUCCCGCUUCCGUUGCCGACCAAGAAGCCCAUGACGCCUGCCCCUGCACCUACCACGGCGACCCCAACUCCAUCGACGCCCGCGCCGUUGAAACCCACCACACCUACUCCCGCCACGAGCCCCAGCCAGUAUGCGGGCGGGUGGCAGCAGUGCGGUGGCAACGGCUUCACCGGCGCAAACGAAUGCGUCCACGGGUAUCAUUGUCAGGUGGUGACGGAAUGGUUCCACCAGUGCAUCCCGAACGUCGCGGGUCCAGGCGACCUCAAAACGUACGAGCAGUGCGGCGGUCGCGGCUGGAAUGGCGUUGGCAAGUGCAAAGAUGGCGACACGUGCAAGGCUUUGAGCCCAUGGUUCAGCCAGUGUGUGCCAUCCUAGUCCGCUUAGAUGGUUGGAUUCUCUGUAGGUAAAUAUGUAUGAAUCGCAAACGACUUGGCUCGA
Aphanomyces invadans is the source of this 1181-nucleotide messenger RNA. RefSeq lists its product as hypothetical. Gene Ontology annotation, cellular component: extracellular region. Gene Ontology annotation, molecular function: cellulose binding. The record is from RefSeq and is a predicted model, not a curated record. NCBI's taxonomy places the organism in Eukaryota, Oomycota, Saprolegniomycetes, Saprolegniales, Verrucalvaceae. The transcript has a single exon. Bases 99 to 1118 code for a protein of 339 amino acids. Gene Ontology annotation, biological process: carbohydrate metabolic process.